Messenger RNA from Ilex paraguariensis (yerba mate), 360 nucleotides. The record is from the annotation of a GenBank genome assembly. Lineage: Eukaryota; Viridiplantae; Streptophyta; Magnoliopsida; Aquifoliales; Aquifoliaceae.
AUGCUAGAACAUUCUGGGGUAGAAGCGAGCAUGGAGAUUGUUUGUGGGACGUCAUUUUUGGACAUCCUCGUGGGUUUCGACAAUGUUGCUUUUUUUGCAUAUUGUUUGAUUAGAGGUCAGUUCUCAGACAGCAGCACUAUUGUUUUAGAGGGAAUCACCCUCUCAUUGGAGUUGGGGUACAACAAGAGACUUCAAAAGGGCAUGGAGUCUGCAAAUUUGCAAGCCUCGGACAAUGCAAAUAUUGUACUUGAGCCUCGGCUCAUUAAGAGUUUUCUUCCACCUCAACUUGCCAUAGAACCUUCCAUCCUAAAGAACCACCCUAAGGAUAAUUUCGUUGGAGAUCAUAAUAGUUGGGUUUGA